Messenger RNA from Candidozyma pseudohaemuli, 2793 nucleotides. RefSeq names its product biotin synthase. The transcript has 2 exons. Gene Ontology annotation, biological process: biotin biosynthetic process; lactate catabolic process. Gene Ontology annotation, cellular component: mitochondrion. Lineage: Eukaryota; Fungi; Ascomycota; Pichiomycetes; Serinales; Metschnikowiaceae. Bases 1 to 2793 code for a protein of 930 amino acids. Gene Ontology annotation, molecular function: biotin synthase activity; D-lactate dehydrogenase (cytochrome) activity; iron-sulfur cluster binding. The record is from RefSeq and is a predicted model, not a curated record.
AUGUUUAUCCGAAAAUUAGCCACAAGUGCCACACUUGGUUCUGCCAAAACUUUGGGAGUAAAAGCUGCUUUUAGUGAACCCUCCAUUGUGUCGCCUGUCAAAGCGAUUAAUUUGGCCAUCAAUUGCAAACCACACAGCAAAUGGACCAAACAGGAAAUCAAAGAAAUUUACAACACGCCUCUUCUGGAAUUAACUUUCCAAGCUCAACUUCAGCAUCGUAGGUAUCAUGACCCGGCUGAGGUUCAGCUUUGCACUUUGCUAAACAUCAAGACAGGAGGGUGCUCUGAAGAUUGCAAAUACUGCUCCCAGUCCAGUCGAUAUGAUACCGGAACCAAAGCAGAAAAACUAGUGAAACUAGAGGAAGUGCAAAAAGCAGCCAUAAAAGCCAAGGAAAAUGGAAGUACAAGAUUUUGUAUGGGAGCCGCUUGGAGAGAUAUGCAAGGUCGUAAGUCGGGAUUGAAGAAAAUCGCCGAAAUGGUGAAAUGGAUAAACGACGAGUUGAAGAUGGAAACCUGUGUUACAUUAGGAAUGGUGAAUGAAGAUCAAGCAAAGGUUCUCAAGGACUCCGGCUUGACUGCCUACAAUCACAACAUCGAUACUUCCAGAGAGCAUUAUCCAAGUGUGAUUUCUACAAGAACCUAUGAUGAUCGUCUUGAAACGAUCAAAAAUGUGCAGAAAGCAGGUAUCAAAGCAUGCACGGGAGGUAUCUUAGGUCUAGGUGAGACUCCUGAUGACCAUGUUAGUUUUUUGUACACUUUGGCAACGAUGGAGAGACAUCCAGAGUCCUUACCAAUCAAUCGCUUGGUUCCCAUCAAAGGAACUCCAAUGGAAGCAGAGAUUUCCAAACUUCCAAUUGGUUCGGAGAGAAGAUUAAAGUUUGAUGCAAUCCUUAGAACAAUAGCUACGGCAAGGCUAAUCAUGCCCGAGUCUAUUAUUCGUCUUGCUGCAGGAAGAUACACCAUGAAAGAGCACGAACAGUUUCUUUGCUUUUCAGCCGGCUGCAAUGCUAUCUUUACCGGUGAACGCAUGCUCACUACCAUGUGUAGUGGGUGGGAAGAGGAUAUCGCCAUGUUGAAGAAAUGGGGCAUGAAACCAAUGAAGAGUUUCCGCAAGCAUGGCAUCGAGGCUGCCGAAAAUGUUUUUCAAAAAGGUGUCGAAACUUAUCCCGAGAAUACCUCCCCCACCUUGAAGGCUUCUUCGAAGGCUACUUCUAUUCUUCCGGCUUUGGUUGCAGCAGUGUCCUUGGGCAGUGCUGGAUAUUAUCUAGGCAGAAAACGGGCCAUAAAUGAUCCGCCAGAAUAUGCUUUUCCUUGGUCCUCCACGACAAAGUUGGAGCUGAUAGACUCACCGAAGUACAGCACUGAAGAGGAGUUAAGAACCGCCAUUGAUGAAAUAAAAAGGGCUGUUGGCGACGACCAUGUCACCCAGUCACCAGCAGAAAUUACAGGCCAUACAGACAAUGGGUUCACGCCCCACCCGCCAAAACCACACGAAAAGCCAAAAUACAUUGUUUACGCAUACUCGACAGAAGAAGUCUCGAAGAUCUUAAAGGUGGCUCAUAAGUACAAUGUGCCGGUGGUUCCAUACUCGGGAGGCUCUUCACUUGAAGGACACACAUUCUCCACCAGAUGUGGAAUCAUAUUGAACACGAGCAGAAUGAACAAGGUGCUUCAGAUUAACCAUGAUGAUUUGGAUGCAACCCUUCAAGCGGGUGUGAACUGGGUGGACCUCAAUGAACAGCUCACAGGCGAGAAGAUGAUGUUUGGCUGCGAUUGUGGUCCCAGUGGUUUAAUAGGUGGAAUGGUUAACACCAAUGCCUCCGGUAUCAAUGCUUCCAGAUACGGCGCCAUGGUUCACAACGUCAUAUCAUUGACUGUGGUGCUUGCUGAUGGAACGGUUAUUAAAACGAGACAGAGACCUAGAAAAACUUCAUCCGGAUACAACUUGACUGGCCUCUUCAUUGGAAGCGAGGGCACGCUUGGUAUCGUUACAGAGGCAACAGUGAAACUCCAAGUCAAGCCUCAGCAUGAAACUGUUGCAGUGGGACAGUUUCCGUCGGUACUCCUGGCUUCCCAAACGGUCGCAGAAUUGUUCAAAAGAGGUAUCCGCCCAGAGGCCAUUGAGCUUCUAGAUGAGGAUAUGAUGCAUUGUACUAAUUACAGCGGACAACUUUCGAAAAAGUGGCUUGAGGUGCCCACAAUUUUCUUCAAAGUUGGCGGUCUCAAUAAAAGAGUCGUCGAUGAAACCCUAGAGAUCGUGAGGAAGGUAUCGCUCGAGAAUCAGUGUGCCGACUUCAUCAUUGCAAAGGACAAGACAGAAGGUGAUGAGCUUUUUGCGGCCAGGAAAAAUGCAUUCUUCUCCAUUCUUGACUACGGAAAGAACGAGAUUGACGAGGACGUGAGACUAUGGGUCACUGACAUUGCCGUGCCGCUUUCACGACUUCCCAAAGUGGUUGACGAAAUCAGAGAGCUUGUGGUGAAGUCCGGUUUCCAGUCUGUGAUUCUCGGCCAUGUUGGUGAUGGCAAUUUACACGCCGACCUCUUCUACAAGCCCGACCAGCUCCAUGAAUGUCAUAAGGUCAUCAACGAAAUUACGAUGAUUGGACUUCGAAACGAGGGUACUGCAAGUGGAGAGCACGGCAUUGGCAAUGGCAAGAGACAAUUUCUCAGUAUUGAGCUCGGCCAGGACGCAGUCGAUACCAUGCGUAAGCUUAAGCUUUCCCUUGAUCCUAAACGUAUCCUUAACCCAGACAAAAUUUUCAAGAUCGACCCUCACGACGAGGGCGAAUAUUAG